CAAUUGCCCAAUUGCCCUCAAGAAGGGGACCUUUCCAAAAUUGCCUUUUUUCUAAGAUUACGAUUGAAGAUAGAAGUGGCUGAAUCGAUCCUCCAUCUCGAGCUACCGUCUCUCGUUCUGAUCAAUCCCACCUAAAGGUUAUGGAGCUUUCACCUCAGCAGCUGAUCGCCUACAAUGGCACCGACCCGUCGAAGCCCAUCUAUGUGGCUGUGAAGGGCCGCGUCUUCGACGUCACGACCGGGAGUUCUUUCUACGGCCCCGGCGGCGCUUACGCCAUGUUCGCCGGCAAGGACGCGAGCAGAGCUCUGGCCAAGAUGACCAAGAACGAGGAGGACAUUAUCUCUUCGCUCGAUGGCCUCUCUGAGAAAGAGAUCGGAGUUCUGAACGACUGGGAGAAGAAAUUCGAAGCUAAGUACCCUAUUGUUGGCCGUGUUGUUUCUUAAAAGAUGUAAGAUUAUGUGGGCAAGUUUAUGUGUUUCGCUAUGUGUCAAUUUCCGAGCAAGAUGAGGCGUCGUGUUGCUCAGAAGUCUUUAAUGAAUUACUGUUUGAAAAAAAAAAUGCUCUAUCUGUGGAGAUGGGAUUGUUAAAAUGACUGUACAUUUGUUGUGUUUCGUCAAAUUAGUGUCUUUCUAUGGCGGAUUGGUACCAAUCUGAAUUUCUGAACGAAACAAGAACUUGUUUACUUAUAUAAGCUUUGUUCAUCAUCGUAUGGUUUUUUAUGGGUUGAGGCACUGAUUCUAGAAUAAACUCAGUAUGCUGGUGAUGGAAAGGACUUCUGUGUA
Molecule: messenger RNA, 782 nt
Organism: Momordica charantia (bitter melon)
Lineage: Eukaryota; Viridiplantae; Streptophyta; Magnoliopsida; Cucurbitales; Cucurbitaceae
Gene: MAPR2
Product: membrane-associated progesterone binding protein 2
Cellular component (GO): membrane; endomembrane system
Source: RefSeq, a predicted model, not a curated record